Parathielavia appendiculata is the source of this 1020-nucleotide messenger RNA. RefSeq lists its product as uncharacterized. The coding region runs from base 278 to 985 and encodes 235 amino acids. The record is from RefSeq and is a predicted model, not a curated record. NCBI's taxonomy places the organism in Eukaryota, Fungi, Ascomycota, Sordariomycetes, Sordariales, Chaetomiaceae. The transcript has 2 exons.
UCGCUGGCGUCGUUCAUGGCCCAGCCAGCAGCGCUCUUGCCUGAAAGGUGGGUGUAUCGACUACAGAGCAGGAACAAUGAGGCCAAGAACCGAGAGUUCCCACGACAUUUUCCCUGAACAGCAUCAUCAGCUUGGAUAACGUUUUCGGUUUUUCGGUUUCCCAGCCCCAUACAUUAGUCCCAUUCCAGUUUGGGGCCAAACAGCUUUUCUUGGAUCUCUUGUGUCGUUGUUCAUCCUACCAUCACUUCUUAGUACCUAUAUCCUGUCUAAACCCAAAAUGCUGCUCCGACUCAUCGUCCAAUUUCUUCUGCCACUCGCCCUCGGCGCAGAACCCGUGGCAUCAACACCAAUUGCGCCUUUCAAGUUCCCGACCACUACAGUAUCAACUCUGCCUGCCACGCCACAAGCAACACAAGCAACGAGACCAAGCUGCGGCCGGAACCGGCCCCCGAUGCUGUACCACACGAGCGAGUACUACAAGGCCUACAAGAAGACUCCAUACGGAUGGCUCGGCUGUAACCACAACGCCAGCACUUCGGAGGCGUUUCACGCGUUCGCGCUCAAGUACAAGGACGAGCCGGACAGGUUGAGGGCAUAUCUUCGCCUUGCGGAGCGGCUGUUGGAUUACUCCCGGUCUGUUGGCGUGGGGUUUCAGGAGUUGAUCAUGGCGUUGACUCGGACACCGAAUGGCCUGGGAGAGCUCAAGGGGGUUGGGUCGCGGGUCGAUCCGCUUGGGGCGGCGGUUGUGCUGUUCUUUCAGCCGCCUUCUGUCCGGUGCUGGCUGGAUCAGGAGAUUUUAAGGGAGAUUGGGAGUGAUGUUGCUUCGAAUUGGGAAUCGAGUUGCCGGUUGGUUAGCGAUCAGGAGCUUCUAACGAGACUUGGUGCGGAGAGCAUGAUUGUGCGGGUUGUGGGGCAGUUUAAGGACGCGCUGAAGCGAACGCUUAGGGCUAUUGAGGUCAGGGAUGAGGUGUUUCUUUCUGGAUAACGAGCCAGUGGUAAAGAGAAAGCAUUCAUGGACCA